AUGGCGACAAGCUCUUCCGCCAACCAGAACCCAUAUGAUGACUAUCUGGGCCCUCGUGCAGACCCCGACCUCAUCGACCCAGAUGACUUGGAUAUUAAUGACCUCGACGACCCUCUUGAAAACGAAACCUCUGAUCGACAACCCCUCACUGCAGCUGCGCGUAAUGUCACGAAUGCCGUCCCCGGUGAAGACCGCCGCGCACCAGUAGAUACAAUCGACGAGUCUGUGUGGGACACCGUAUCUCGCGACCUUACGGCGAUAUGGGAGAAAACGAAACAGGUGCUUUGGCCAAAGUUCACGUGGAAAAAGUGGCCAGAUGCGGAUACGGUUUUGAAUAGUAACCAGGCCGAUGAAAUUCGGGAUUGGGAUUUAUGGGGACCAUUGCUUUCCUCACUUCUACUUUCGUUGCUCCUAUCCAUCGCCGCCUCGAAUGAGCAAACAACCAAUGUCUUCUCUGGUGUUUUUGCAAUCGUCUGGAUCGGUGAGGCCAUUGUUACGCUCCAAAUCCGUCUGCUCGGCGGAAAUAUCUCCUUCUUCCAAUCCAUCUGCGUAAUCGGCUAUACCCUCUUCCCACUCGUCGGUGCUGCCCUGCUAUCUGCUGUAAAGCUACACCCUGUGAUAAGAGUCCCGCUAUACGCCAUCUUCUUCCUAUGGAGUCUGGCAGCAGGUGUUAGCAUCCUAGGCGGGAGCGGGGUAGUCAGAAACCGGGUUGCGCUGGCAGUAUUCCCGUUAGGAUUGUUCUAUUUCUUGUUAAUUUGUCUUUGUUUAAUUAGUUAG
Orbilia oligospora ATCC 24927 is the source of this 777-nucleotide messenger RNA. RefSeq lists its product as uncharacterized. Gene Ontology annotation, cellular component: trans-Golgi network; membrane. Lineage: Eukaryota; Fungi; Ascomycota; Orbiliomycetes; Orbiliales; Orbiliaceae. The record is from RefSeq and is a predicted model, not a curated record. Gene Ontology annotation, biological process: endoplasmic reticulum to Golgi vesicle-mediated transport. Bases 1 to 777 code for a protein of 258 amino acids. The transcript has 4 exons.